AUGGCUAAUGAUGAUCAGAAAACCAUCCUCUCCCAAAUCUCUCAUGCUUCUGAAUCCGAAUCCUCAGAGCACCAUAGCCCCGGAAGCUUCGCUACGCCACCUGGUAGUGAUUCAGCAAACUCAGCCACUAAAAGUGAUGCAAACCAAAAAGAAAACAAAAUAUCUACCUCUGAGGUUGAGAGAUACAUUCUCGCACCCCGUGCCAUCAUUGCUAGUGAUGGCAAUACCCUAUCAGGAUCAAAAAGGCCACGUGGCAGGCCACGUGGCUCCAAGAACAAGCCAAAGCCACCGAUCAUCAUAAGGCAAGUAAAUGACCAUGGCAUGCGGCCAAUCUUCAUCGAGAUUGCCGAAGGAGUCGAUAUUGUGGAGGGUUUAAUCGACUUUGCCGUGCACCGUCGUAUCGGAAUCUCAAUCCUAAGCGGUUGUGGGUCCAUCUCUGAGGCCGUAAUUCACAACGUGCUAUCCAGUUCUCUUGACAUACCUAUUCACGGGCCAUUUAAUUUGAUGUCCCUUUCUGGAACAUAUUUUGAUGGCCAUGUCGCACAUCCUCCAUGCUCUGCUUUCUCGAUUCUUCUUGCAGGAUCACAUGGCCAAGUUUUUGGCGGGUUAGUUGGAGGAAAGGUUUUGUCAGGUGGAACUGUGAAAAUCAUGGCUAUCUCAUUCGAGAGGCCAGAGAUUCACGAAUUGAACCUCAAUGCAAAAAGAGAGGAUCCUAAUAUGGUUACUCGAUGUAGUGUGGCUAAUCCAAUUCUUCCUCUUAAAGUUGCCAACCAUUGUGGUCGCGCUGGUGUUGGUGUUGGUGUUGGUAGUGCUGGUGUGAAGAAUGAAAAUAUGGUGAUAGAAGAUAACCAUCAGGCAUAA
This is a messenger RNA of Arachis ipaensis, 861 nucleotides long. Lineage: Eukaryota; Viridiplantae; Streptophyta; Magnoliopsida; Fabales; Fabaceae. The record is from RefSeq and is a predicted model, not a curated record.